Molecule: messenger RNA, 1345 nt
Organism: Cynoglossus semilaevis (tongue sole)
Lineage: Eukaryota; Metazoa; Chordata; Actinopteri; Pleuronectiformes; Cynoglossidae
Gene: dynlt2b
Product: dynein light chain Tctex-type 2B
Exons: 6
Coding region: 235-597 (120 amino acids)
Biological process (GO): microtubule-based movement
Cellular component (GO): cytoplasmic dynein complex; cytoplasm
Molecular function (GO): dynein intermediate chain binding
Source: RefSeq, a predicted model, not a curated record
CUAUGAUUUUUAAAGGGCGCAGCCGUACACUAGAUAGUUCAUAAAUAUCGAAUAUAUAUAGAAAAGUCACUUAAAAUGUCACAACGAAAGACCGUUAUUCAUUAUGCUCUUAUUUUGAAACAGGAAACUGACGGUUUGUCGCUAUGGUAACGUUUCAGCUAACGUUAGCCUCUUAGCUUCGGUGUACCUGUAUCUCUCGCGUUAUACCUCAUAGUGUUUAUCAAUUUAUUAUCAAUGGAAGGCUCCGAUUCAUACCUCAUACGACCUAAUUACCAGCACAAAUUUAAACCAGCCGUUGUGAAGGAGUGCAUUCGUGAAAUAGUGAGAGAGCGAUUGUCUGGUGUGCAGUACGACCCCGAGCAGGUCUCAGAGUUGUCCCGUUCUCUGGCAGAUUGCAUUAAGGACAAAGUAAAGAGUGCUGGAUUUGACAGAUAUAAGCUUGUUGUGCAGGUGGUGAUAGGAGAACAGCGGGGGCAGGGAGUCAAAAUGUCAUCCAGGUGUUUCUGGGAUGCAGACACCGACAACUAUGCGGAAGAUUUAUUCAUGAAUGACAGCUUGUUUUGCCUGGCGGCAGUUUUUGGAAGCUAUUACUACUGAAGAUGAGAGGAUGGAUAACAGAUGUCUCAGGUGAAAAGCAGUGAGGCUUACACAGCAACUGGAAGUCCUGCGAAUCCUUCAAACAACCUGGAUUAUACUCAGCCGUGUCCUUUCUACUGUCUGCAGUCCUACAGUACAGGCUAAAGUAGACGUGGGCAAGCUACGACCCGUGGGCCAGAUGCGGCCCGCUUGGCUUUCUGAUCUGUUCCACCACUCAGUGGUACAACGUAUAGUAAAGUCUGGUUUAAAUCCCUGUUGUAAGGAUUGCAAUUUCAGUUAAUGCCACUAGAUGGCGGCAGACAAAACGAUGUGCCAAAUUAAUCUUUGGCUAGGUCAGUCAAGCCAGUCAAAAUUUAAAACUAAUUUUGAUUGGUGAGCUAAAGGAUGUAUUGUGAUGGUCUGUGUUACAACUAGUACUGUAUGUUUCAUAUCAGUUCUUUCUGGACGACAUUGAAUUGCAUGGGCUUUUAGUUCUCUACUAUAAAAUGUUCUGUCAUUUUGUUUUUUCUUUUUGAACUGUGAACUUUCUGAGUCUUGAACUCAGUACAUCACUAACAUGUCCAUAUGUCUUUCCCUUGUGUUCAAAUAUAAAAUAAACUAAGAGAUGUAGACCUUGUGGCGUAGUGUGAUCCAACACAGUAUUGACUCCUCACCUGCAGCUGCACGUGAAGCACAGUCAGAGUUCAGCUCUUUACCUGUUUGACACCAUACGUCCUUAAACGGCUGCUCUCUAUUCCACAUAUGUCCA